UCAACGAUUAUAGUUUAGGAAAAAAUUGAAACGCUAAUCAGACUUGCUACCCUCUUUCGGAGACUUCUCAUUCUCAGACACGUCCAUAACGUACAAUAAUGACGGGGAGUAAGCCUGAUCAUGGCCGUGGAACGGAAGAAGAAAUGAAGGAGCCGGUUGAAAUCACUCUCAGAACCAUUGGUCCUUCACCUCCCUCUCGCCUCACGGUCCCCUCGUCUAUCAAAGUGCAUGAUUUGAGAAAAUUGAUUGCUGGGGCUAGUCACUUGCCCAUGGAUGAGAUGAAGCUUAUUUUUCGAGGGAAUGCGUUGCUUGACAAUAAAAAUGGUGAUGCUGCAAUGAUCCAACUUCAUGAUGGAGAAAGCUUAAUUGUUGCCUACAAACCGAAGCCACCUGCUAAGCAUAUUCGGGAUGAUGAUGAUGAAGAUGACAGCGAAGAUCUGAAAUUUCAGCUUCCACAGUCAACUGGCAGUUGGAAGAGGAGGCUUUUCUUCUUCUUAUGUGAUAAGAUCAAGCUUCCUGAUAUGCUUUUGAUGGCAAUUUUCUCUCUCAGUCUAAAGAUGUGGGCUGUUAUCAUUAUAUGGUUUAUUCUGGCACCUGUUGCCCAGAGAUUGGAUGUUGGACCUUUAUAUAUAAUUGGAACAGGGUUUGCUAUAAUUUUCUAUAAUCUUGGCCAUCGGCAGCCUGGCGACGUAAGUGCAUAUUCUAUCUUCAAUGAAGAUUUUAGAGAAAUUCCUGGGACUCUCAACGCAGAUCGGCUUGACAGAGACAUUCGAGCAGGCCAGUUUUGAAUCUGUCAACUUACAGCUUGUAUGAAAUUUGGAGCAAUCCUUGGCUUGAAGAUAACUGGACAAUCCACAAUAUAAUUAUGCGUAUAUUUGUGUCAUGGUUCAUAUGCGAGUGUUUAUUGGUUUUUAUGAUGAAAAUCCUUGCGGGUUUUUGACUAUAUUUGUUGGAAAUCAAUAUGGAGGGACCACUCACUCUAUAA
Molecule: messenger RNA, 985 nt
Organism: Olea europaea var. sylvestris
Lineage: Eukaryota; Viridiplantae; Streptophyta; Magnoliopsida; Lamiales; Oleaceae
Exons: 7
Coding region: 99-788 (229 amino acids)
Molecular function (GO): protein binding
Source: RefSeq, a predicted model, not a curated record